UUUGAAGCGCCAUUUAUCCUCCAUUUUCUUGUUUAUCAUUCGAUAAAUAACAAGCUUCUUCUUAAAAUCUAUAAAAAUAGUGUCCUUAAUUGUCCCCUCGUACACGAAACUAACCGCUCCACGUAUAGAUCCAUAAGUUUCGCAAAACAAGGACGAAAAUGGACAUCCGGCCAAACAACACGAUUUACAUUAACAAUUUGAAUGAAAAAAUCAAAAAAGUGGAACUUAAAAAGUCGCUGUACGCCAUAUUUUCCCAAUUCGGUCAAAUUAUGGACAUUGUGGCACUGAAAACUUUGAAAAUGCGAGGUCAAGCGUUUGUCAUUUUCAAGGAAAUUCAAAGCUCCACCAACGCCCUUAGAUCCAUGCAAGGAUUCCCAUUUUACGAUAAACCAAUGAGAAUCCAAUACUCAAAGUCUGACUCGGAUGUAAUAUCCAAAAUGAAAGGCACAUUCCAGGAGAGACCCAAACGUGUCAAACCUCCAACAAUUCAAGGAGAAGAGGCUCCAAGAAAGAAGAAGAAGAGCAAGGACCCCAACAGAAUCCCUGGCCCCAACGCUGAACAACCUCCAAACCAAAUUCUUUUCCUUACUAAUUUGCCUGAUGAAACAAGCGAGAUGAUGUUGUCUAUGCUUUUUAAUCAGUUCCCUGGGUUCAAAGAAGUCCGUCUGGUACCAAACAGGCACGAUAUUGCCUUUGUGGAGUUUGAAAACGAGCUUCAAUCAGCUUCAGCUAAGGACGCUUUGCAAGGGUUCAAGAUCACACCGACGCAUGCUAUGAAGAUUUCUUUUGCCAAGAAAUAAGCAACGAAUUUCAGUAGAUUUAAAUACUGAUUGUUAGUUUAUAAGGAAUUAUGACUUAAUAAAUACUUGUUUUUAAGGAAUUUGAUAUUGA
Molecule: messenger RNA, 891 nt
Organism: Ceutorhynchus assimilis (cabbage seed weevil)
Lineage: Eukaryota; Metazoa; Arthropoda; Insecta; Coleoptera; Curculionidae
Source: the annotation of a GenBank genome assembly